This is a messenger RNA of Podarcis muralis (Common wall lizard), 1217 nucleotides long. It is a transcript of the gene LIN7B, whose product is annotated as lin-7 cell polarity scaffold B. NCBI's taxonomy places the organism in Eukaryota, Metazoa, Chordata, Lepidosauria, Squamata, Lacertidae. Gene Ontology annotation, molecular function: protein binding. The record is from RefSeq and is a predicted model, not a curated record.
UGGACCGCCGUUUUCCACUUCGCUCUGGGUGCGAGCUUCUGGAAAGGAGGCCUGAAACAUUAACAAAGAUAUUUUCCUGUUCAUGGCUUUCCAAACCUGUAAUAAACGUGUGCGUAAGGCACGGGACUUCUGCAAGGAGGUUGGGGUUGCGUCCGAUUCUUCAAAGGCGCCUAGAAGUGGCAAGUUCAAAGCGCUGAUUCACCUGCGAUGCGCUUUAAUAACGAUGCUAACAUCCGCGUAAGGCACUCUCGCGGGGUGGGGGUGGAGAAAAGGAAGUCGCUGCGCAUCCUGCACGGGUGGGAGCACGCGUGGAAGGGGAUGCAGCGGUGAGCGGAUCUCCCUCGUCGCCUCGCGCUGCUGCUGCAACGACCAAGGAUCUCGCCUGGCCAGUCCACCAUGGUGCCCCACCGGCUGCGGGUCGGACGCGAUGUGGCGCGGGCGGUUGAACUGCUGGAGCGGCUGCAGCGCAGCGGGGAGGUGCCGCCUCAGAAACUCCAAGCCCUUCAGAGGGUGUUGCAGAGCAAAUUCUGCUCGGCCAUCAGGGAGGUCUAUGAGCAGUUGUACGACACACUGGAUAUCACGGGGAGUGCUGAAAUUCGGGCGCAUGCCACGGCUAAGGCGACGGUGGCUGCUUUCGCAGCGAGCGAAGGCCACGCGCACCCACGGGUGGUGGAGCUGCCCAAGACGGACGAAGGCCUGGGCUUCAACAUCAUGGGGGGAAAGGAGCAGAAUUCUCCCAUCUACAUCUCCCGCAUCAUCCCAGGGGGCGUGGCUGACCGCCACGGCGGCCUCAAGCGAGGAGAUCAGUUGCUGUCGGUCAAUGGCGUGAGCGUGGAGGGCGAGCAACACGAGCGGGCGGUGGAGCUCCUGAAAGCAGCCCAGGGUACCGUGAAACUGGUUGUGCGCUACACGCCCAAAGUACUCGAAGAAAUGGAGGCGCGCUUUGAGAAGAUGCGGACGGCGCGGCGCCGGCAGCAGCAUAACAGCUACUCAUCUCUGGAGUCCCGAGGAUAAUUUGCAUCAUUAUCUAUCUGGUUUGUUUGGGCUGGCCUGCGAUUUUUUUCCCCACCCCACCGCACCCUCCCCGAUGGUUUUAUCUGUAUAGCAGGAGACAUAUUUAUCUGCCUUCCUCCUCUUUGCCAGGAGGUGGGCUCCUAUGUACAGUAUUUAUUCUCCACAAUCCUCUUAUUUAAAGAUGUUCUGUGUGAGUGACUGUG